AUGGGCGCAACGAUAUUUGAAGCGCCCCCUCACGACCCUUCAAAGUCGCAAAUCGAGAAUGUCCUCGAGCUAACGCCGGUGACAGAUCUCGGCCCGGAUGUGUUUACAAACACCAGGCCCCUCUGGCAUCCUCCUGGCGCUCGAGGCAUAUACGGGGGCGCAGCCAUAGCCCAAUGUCUAUCUGCAGCUCAAAAAACGGUUCCGCCUGAUUUCUAUCCCCAUAGUAUGCAUUGCUACUUUGUCCUUUCGGGAGAUUCACAGUUACCGGUGCUAUACCACGUUGAACGAGUUCGUGAUGGGAGGAGUUUUGCUACUCGAACAGUCCAGGCACGGCAACAGGGGCGGCCCAUAUUCACCACAACCCUUAGUUUUGACCGUGAAGGAAGUUGGGGAAAGAAAGAGAUCAAGCAUACCAGGAAGAAACCCGAUGUUCCCUUGCCCCAGCAGCCAGAUGGGCUUGGACGAGGCCGAGGCCCAUUCGAGUCGAGACGGGUUGGAAUAACAAACAGAGAUUCCCCCCACGCUGCGGACAGGUCCUUGCAACUGUACAACAAGGCCCGGGGCACGAUAUCUGCAGAAGGUGGCAGACAAGCCCAUCUGACGGCCUUAGCGUACAUGUCAGAUAGCUAUUUCAUUGGCACCGUAUCCAGGGUCCACAAUAUCCGCCGCUUCUCAUCUCCAGGGGCUAUAGAAAGGGCCGCUGCAGCGCUAAAGAAAGAAGUGGGUGUCGAAGAAGAGCUAGCUAAAAGAUACCUUACGGACCUAGCCGAGCAAGAGGAACAUGAAUUAAAGCUAUCAAAACAGACCUCAGAUGACCCCAAUAUGGAAGUAGGCAUGAUGGUCAGCUUAGAUCACACGAUAUAUUUCCACGACAGGCGGGCGUUCCGUGCAGACGAAUGGAUAUUCUCAGAAAUGAGAACUCCAUGGGCCGGGGCAGGCCGAGGCCUUGUCCUGCAGCAGAUGUGGGCUCAGGAUGGCACCCUGAUCGCGACAUGCGUGCAAGAGGGAGUCGUUCGACUUAAGCAAGAUAAGCCCCCAACAAGCAGCAAACUAUAA
This is a messenger RNA of Trichophyton rubrum CBS 118892, 1056 nucleotides long. Its product is annotated as acyl-CoA thioesterase II. Gene Ontology annotation, biological process: acyl-CoA metabolic process; fatty acid catabolic process. The coding region runs from base 1 to 1056 and encodes 351 amino acids. Gene Ontology annotation, molecular function: fatty acyl-CoA hydrolase activity. The transcript has 4 exons. Gene Ontology annotation, cellular component: peroxisomal matrix. Lineage: Eukaryota; Fungi; Ascomycota; Eurotiomycetes; Onygenales; Arthrodermataceae. The record is from RefSeq and is a predicted model, not a curated record.